CGCGCGAUUCCGUGAUGGACGGCGCGAACGUGAAUGGCGGGAACGCCGCGGUACCGCGGGAGGAUUCUAACCUCGAAAUUGGCAGCGGCAGCGGCAGCGGCAGCGGCAGCGGCGGCGGCGGCGGCAGUGCUAGUGGUGGUACGGGUACGUCGAUCGUGCCGAUGGUGGAGACGCAGAACUCGAGCGACAAGGCGCAAGUGAUGGCGGGUGGUAACGCGGACGCGCAGGAGGUUAACGGCGAGCUGAGAGGCACGCCGAAGAAGCACGGCACGUCGCUUCCCCGCAGGAGGCUGAGAAAGUUCAAGGCCAACUCUACGGGCACGAUGGAGAUCGACACGGCGGAGGCGCCUGGGACGAGGGGACGCAAGCGCAAGCUCUCGGAGUACGAAGACGCCAGCUCCGAGGGCUCCGAGGAGUUCAACGGCUUCGACUCCCAAGGACUCGAACUUCAACCGGGUAGUCACGUUCUAAACAAACUCAUUGCCGAAGCGGAAAUAGCAGAAGCACAACUAACAAAACGUAUAAAAUAUUCAACGAGGGCUUACGAUGCUCGAGAAAAGAUAGAUGACAAUCACGACUUUGAUGACAUGAGAACGUACGUUUACGAAACGGAUAGUUUUGAACAUUUGGAUAUGACAAAAAUUAAAAAAGAAAAGGAGUCCGAUAAGUCGGAAACAGAUUCUAUUGAUGUACCAAAUAGCAUAGAUUCCGAAGUUGAACCAAACAAAAUUGAUAUAACUUCCAAUAGAUCGGCAAAUUCGUCAUCGGCGGCAAGUAGUCCCUCUGCAACGUCGCAAAGAUCAAAGAGUAGCCUCGUUUCUGGUGGUGCCAGUCCAGGGGGGAAGCAGAAAACUCCUGUUGACAUGUCAAAUCCUUUAUACAAAGAGCCAUUUAAAUACGGAUGGAAACGAGAAUUAGUGUUUAGGGCUAGUCAUGACUCUUCCUUCAAAAAAAUGGCUGAUAUAUAUUACUACACACCAAAGGGGAAAAAGGUCAGGAGUUUUAGAGAAGUUGCAGAAUCUCUUAAUUCAGAGCAGUUGUCUAUGGAAAAUUUCACAUUCUUUAAAGAACCUAUUGGGCUUAAUGAUCCAGAAAAAGAGGUUAUUCGAGAUGCUAAAAGAUCACGAGGAUCUAUGGGUGGAUCUGCAAAGAAAUAUAAUAAAAAAGCUGUAUCAAUAAAGAAGACAGUACAGGAACCUAUAACAAAGAAAUCAGAACCUGCGACGAGAAAAUCGUUAAAUGAACCUAGCACAUCAAGAAAGCAGCCGGCACAAGAACCUCCUACUGCUGCACCUGCACCUCCACCUGCUGAAACUUCAAAAUUUGUUCCUGCGCCUGUGUCAGCACCUACAAAGACAGCUAAAACGGCAAAAGCACCUCCAGCAUAUAAAAGAACAACAACAAAGAAAACUCCUCAAAUAACAGAAAUGAAAUCAACUGAGGAAAGCGAGAUGCUUCCACCUCAGCGGAGUACAGCAAAUACGAGAAGAAGUCAACAACCAGUUGAGAAGGUUAUACCAGUCAAAACCAAAAGAUUGUUAACGCCCAAAGUUCAAGAACCAUGCAGCAUAAGAUGUUCGACAAGUAUGGGAUUAAUACCAAGUUUACAAUGUCGAGUUUGUCUCUGUUUGUAUCAUCCUGAAUGUGUCGACGGUAUGGAAUCUACAGGCAAUGAUGAAUAUGUUUGCAAGAAUUGUCAGCCGGAUACUAAAGAAUCUCACAUGCCAAACAAUCCAUCUUUAACACCACCUCCAUUGAUUCCAAUUAGUAUGUUAGGUGCACAAAAUGCGAAAUCAAAACAUCCAACUAAUUCAUCACCUCCAAAAUUGCAAAGAAUUCCAAAGUCCGAGGGUGCGGAAGCGCAAACAAGAAAUUCUUCCAAAACUACUAAAAUACCAUCUUCAGUAUCAAAUUCACCUUCAACUGUAGACAAAAAGGAAAGUACUUGGUUUCCUCAGACAGAAAAUGAAUUUCUACAAAGUCACGAUGGUACUAUGCCGAAACCAGCUCAAAAUAUUGCUGUAAUGGGUGGCAAAAGAUAUAUUGUAGUACCAAAAAAUAACGCAAUGGCAGUUCAACCAGCUAUAACAGUAAAGCCAGACAAAAUUGGCGAUAAACCGCCAAUGCUUCAAGACAGUCCACUUACCGAUAUUUCGAAUGCUACGGAUAAUUCUGUGGCAAACUUAUGUGCACCUCCACCCUUAAAUACUGAUUUACCUGAAAAAAUAGAUGUUACACCGGAUAAAGAAAUUUUAAAAGAUGUGAUUUAUCAGACGGAUUUAGGAUCUUCUGUUACUACUGAAAUGACUGAAACAUUUAUGUAUGAUAAUAAAGAUAAGGAUAGUAAAAAUACUAAAAGAGAUCCUGUUGAAGAUAAUCCUGUUGAAAAUAUAUUGAAGAUAAUUGAAAAUAUAUCAGAAAACGAAUCUUUUACUGCCAACAUAGAUAAUGUCUCAGAAAAAGAAAAAGCAGAUACAAGUUGUAAAUCACCUGAAAGUAAAUCUGCAUGUAUACCAGUACAUACAGCAAGUAUUACAAGUACUCUUGAAUCAAGUGUGGAAACUGAAACAAUUAAAAUAGAUCAGCAACAACCGUUACCAAGUAAAAUGGGUACAGUAAAAAAAAUCAAAACCAGCAAGAGGAAGCAAAAUCAACAGGAAUUAGAGCAACAGCAAAAUUUCAUGAAUUCAGUUUGCGCCGGUUAUCAUGCCCUUCUACGUAUUUUCCAAUAUCUUAAAGUCCAAGAGUUAUUGCGAGCCGCGCGAGUUUGUAAAAUGUGGCGUGAUCUCGCUGCACAUCCAUCUUUAUGGAAGACUGUACGAAUGAAGAACAGUCAAGUAACUGACUGGGAUGGUCUGGCGGAUACGCUGCAGAGACGUGGCACGCAGCAUUUGGAUCUCAGGAAAAUGCUAGUCGCUGGCGAGUCCGACAACAUCUGGAGGAAAUUCCUGACUGUUAUACCACGAGUGACCAGUCUCGUGAAGCUUGAACUGUGCAGAUGUCCCGUUAUGGUUGUGGAAGAAGUUAUUAAAAGUUGUCCGCAGUUGGAGGUAUUCAGUGCAAUGUCGAUCAAGUGCGACUCCCUCACAUUAGAGUCGAUCGGGAACUUGAGUCGAUGUCAAGAACUCAGACUCAAAGCAAUAACUGGAAUGUCAUUACAACAAGACCUAACGCCUUUACAGGAUUUGAAGCACCUGACGCAAUUGAGUUUAACAUCAGUUAAAGAACUUGGAAAGAAAAAAAUUGACGUUAUACAAUCGUUGACAAAUUUGGAGACGUUAGAAUUGGGCGAAUGCUCCGAUUUUCCUGACAAGUUUGGAACCACCGUUUUAAUCAACUUAAAUAAAUUGGAACGUCUUAGACUUGAGAAAGGUCAAGGAUCUUGUUGUACAUUUGAUAUCCUCGAAGGCGUAUCGAGGUUGGAGAACCUGAGUCAGAUGGAAUUGGUCAAUUUUGAUGUGAAGAAUGGCUUUGACAAAUGUCUUGCUAAUUGCAAAAACAUCAAAAGGUUAUUGAUCAUACCGACUUAUAUAUCGCAAUCGGCAACAUCCAAUAAUAUGGUGCUCGGAGGUGUCACCGAAUUAUCAGACAAUUUGACACAUUUCAUAUGGGGCGUUACGCUCGAGUUACUCAGGGUUACAGAAUUGUUUGUUGAUCAGUGCAACCUCAUGAGUAAACAAGUUACUGGGGAUUCUAUACCAGUUUUAAAACCUGUCCCCUGCUUAAGAUUAAUCGAGGAUGUUGAAGUUGAGAGCGAAAACCAAAUAGGUAACGACAAUCAACAGCCUCAUCAAACGAGUCCGCAAGUGGACAUUUUACCGUUGCCACAAUUGCAGAAGCUUCUUUUGACCGCGUUGCCCAAGACACGAGUAAAGAUCUUAAAAAUUCCUUUCCACGCCACGUGGCGGCAGAGCAUUUCCGAUACCACUACGCAGUAGAAACGAACGAAAUGAUACUGGUACGAAGUCGGAUGAGGCAAACAAGAUUUAAACGUUUGCAAGAGUUGGAGAUUUUUGUAAAUUUGACUCUAGACAAGUAUCCGUGUGCUCCUAUAUCUGCUAUUUUUCGGAUGGAGAAUAACUUAUAUAUUUAUGUAUUAUGAGUUUUAUAAUCUUCAACGAUUAACCCUUGGCAACGUAUCGGUACACACUACGGUAUAUUUAGUAUUUUUGUGAUAAAUACGUGGGACCAUGUAUCAUGCACCAUCUUUGCCACAGGCAAAAUGAUACGAUAAGCUGGUACCCUUGUAUGGGUUAAUUUAAUCAAAUGAAAAAAUUCUGACUUUUAUAUAUAAAUUAUCAUAUAUCACGAUUUUACUUUCUUGAAAGUAAAAGUGUUAUAGAUUCGUAAUAUUGGAAUUGCUGUGAUGUGUACCUGCGUUGAAAGUAAUCGAACAUGAUUAGAUACAAAUUUGAAUAUUUUGAAUUCUUAUGGUAAGAGAUUUAAUGUUUAUAAAAUUUAUACAUAUAAUUGUAACUCUAUUAAUAUGAAGAAAAGCGGAAAGAAUCAUUUUAUUCAAUGCUCCAACGCUGGAAGCACCGGUCUUCUUUUACGAUACCUACAAGAUGAUAUCUAGUAAAAUAAUUACAUUUUAUAAUUUUACUUUACAUAAAAUCAAGUAUAUACUGGAGUAACAGAAAGUAUGGUCGCGCAAUCUAUACGGCUCUAUCUAGAGAUUAGACUGUAUAAAAUAAUGCUAUAUAUAUUAUAAUAUGUGACUGUAUCUCUAUCUUUUAAUGAAUUUAAUGUUUAGGAUACGAGUUUUCCGCUGCAAAGAAACUACGAUAAAAUUUGGGGUAGCGUAGAAUGUGUAAUAUACUUAUUUCAUUGCACAAUACAUAAUCAAAUAUAAUGUUACAGAAACAUUCAUUGAUAUAUACUGAGUACAAAAUGUGUAUAACUAAUAUAAGUUUUCAAUAAUGACUUCUAUACUCUUAA
Messenger RNA from Temnothorax curvispinosus, 4938 nucleotides. RefSeq lists its product as uncharacterized. The transcript is spliced from 10 exons. Gene Ontology annotation, molecular function: DNA binding; protein binding. The coding region runs from base 15 to 3938 and encodes 1307 amino acids. Lineage: Eukaryota; Metazoa; Arthropoda; Insecta; Hymenoptera; Formicidae. The record is from RefSeq and is a predicted model, not a curated record.